Branchiostoma belcheri (Belcher's lancelet) is the source of this 658-nucleotide messenger RNA. RefSeq lists its product as uncharacterized. NCBI's taxonomy places the organism in Eukaryota, Metazoa, Chordata, Leptocardii, Amphioxiformes, Branchiostomatidae. The transcript is spliced from 6 exons. Bases 17 to 658 code for a protein of 213 amino acids. The record is from RefSeq and is a predicted model, not a curated record. Gene Ontology annotation, cellular component: membrane.
ACCUCGGAUUCCAGCCAUGUGUUGCGGUGAGGUAGGCUGUUGCGGCGGAGGCUGUGAGCACAAGGGGACAAGUAUCCUCAACCUCGGAUGGGCCUCGAUUGUUCUAGCCGUCAUUGGGUUCAUCCUGUAUAUGGUAGCCGAUGAGGUGUACGGAGGAUACCCCUUCGCUAUCAUGCAUCAAAUCAAUGCUCCUAUUUGGGGAGGAUCCUUCAUCGUACUUGUUGGAGCCUUGGCUAUCUGUGCAGGGAAUAAACCUGAUAAUGCCCGUCUGAGGAUUGCACUUCUGGUGAUGAGCAUCUUUGGUAUCUUAUUUGCCAUGGCGAGUUGGAUCAUCGCAUCCACGGGACUAGUCUUUGACUGCCAUGGAUGUGAUUCGUUUGUGCUGGGACCAUGUGAUCCCGAUGAAUUUGAUAACUGUAGUGGGUUAUCAGAUUACUGGUACGACAUAUUUCCCAACUGGCGCAGUAUUGACUGUGGAGGGAUCAGAGCCCUCUUUGCUCUGCAGCUGAUCCUGGGCCUGACAGAGACAGUUCUGAUGUUUAUUGUGAGCAUCAAGACCUGCUGUGGAACAUGUAGGACCUGCUGCAAGGGAACACAACAGCCUCCGACUCAAGCCAUGACCUACCAGCCUGGUCAACCUGCACUCCAACAGAUCUAG